AUCUCAUUUAUAGUGUUUUAAGUUACAUUUUACUAAAAGUUAUCUUGUGUUUUCAUUAAUUUCUUCGAUUUCUUUAAUUAGUUUUCAAUAUUACUCCUCUAUUUCUAGGUCUGUGACUCCGCCCACACAUUCCUCUGUGUCUGGGCUGCGAGGAAGAGGAGGAGGAGGAGGAGGAGGAGGAGGAAAGAAGAGCAAAGAGAGGCUGGUGAAAAGUGCUUGCGGAGCCUGAGCCGAAGAGGAGAUGAUCAACAACAACAACAGCAGCAGCAGCAGCAGCAGCAGCGCUCAGUCUGAAUCCGACUGCUGCAGCUCUCACAUUUAACACACAUCCAUCCCUCAGUGUGUGUGUGUCUGUCUUUUAUUUAUUUCCCUUCACACACAACAACAACAACAACAACAAGUUGAACUUUUUCUUCGUCCCCACCCCCCAACCCCUCCUCGGAGUUGGAGCUUGAGUUUGGUUUCCAGUCUGUCUGCAUUGCAACAAAACUCCUGCUGUGUUUCGCUGCUUCAGCUGGAGGAGAAGAAGAAAAACCUUCAGUGAGUCCGGUGUGGAGGAAAACAUGGAGAUCCUGGAUAGUAGUGAACCGUUUUUACACUGGGACAGGAACCUCAGCGAGCUGUCUGAGGCCGGAGAGAUCGACUGUGUGCUCUACACUAAUCACUUCUCCGAGCUUCUGGACGACCUCUCCCAGGAUGCUUUGCUCGGCCAGCUGCUCAGCGACCCCUUCCUGUCUGGAGUGAGAGGCGGCGUGGAGGAAGCCAUGGAGGGGGAGGACGGAGGCGACCUGUCCCCGUCUUCCCCUCUGCCACCGCACAUCACCGCCGAGCACAGCUACUCGCUGUGUGGCGACAGCCGACCACAGUCGCCCCUGUCGCACCUGACCGGAGAGCAAGGCAGCGAAGCAGCAGAGUCCGACGGGGAUUCAGCCGAGUGGCCCAUGGAGCAGGACGAGGCCAUCGACAGCCUCCUGUGUGAGACUCCUUCACUCCUCCCCACCCUCUCCCUCUCUCUGGCCUCCAGUGAGGGGUCCCAAGCACCCGAGGGCCCUGCUGUGGCCCCCGCAGCCGCCCCAGCUCAGACUACAGUCAGCAGUCACAACCAGGGUAAAGGCGUCAAGAUAAAAGAGGAGAACAUCAUCCCUCAGAUUAAACUGGAGCCUCAUGAAGUGGACCAGUUUCUCAAUCUGUCACCCAAAGGUCUGGAGUCUCUGCAGAUGCCUCCCACUCCUCCCAGUUCCCACGGUAGUGACUCGGAGGGCAGCCAGAGCCCCGUCCACGCCCCGCCCAGCCUGUCCUGCCCCACCUCCCCCACCAGCCCCGCUCCAUCCCAGGCCAGCCUGAAGGUGUCUCCUCGCGGUCCUUCCUCCCUGUCCAACUCCCCUCUGCUCACCGCUCCUCAUAAACUGCAGGGGUCGGGCCCGCUGAUCCUGACCGAGGAGGAGCGUCGCACGCUGGUGGCUGAAGGUUACCCAGUUCCCACCAAACUGCCGCUCACCAAAGCCGAGGAGAAGGCGCUGAAAAAGAUCCGCAGGAAGAUCAAAAAUAAGAUCUCAGCUCAAGAGAGUCGCAGGAAGAAGAAAGAGUACAUGGACGCUCUGGAGAAAAAGGUGGAGACCUGCUCCAACGAAAACAGCGAACUACGCAGGAAAGUGGAAACUCUGGAGUGCACAAACAAGUCUCUGCUGCAGCAGCUGCAGUCCCUGCAGGCGGUGGUGGCAGGAAAAGUCCCCAAAUCCUGCAGGGUGGCUGGCACCCAGACAUCAUCAUGCUUAAUGGUGGUCGUGUUGUGUUUCUCUCUGUUUUUGGGGAGUUUCUACCCCAGCAGUCUGACUCCUUGCUCCACCAUCACUGAAACUGGCCACACUUCCAAACAGUUGGCCGUCAAAGAGUCCUACACAACCACAGUUAAAUCAAGGAAUCUGUUAUCAACUUUCGAAGACGAGCAACCGCACCUCCUCGGGCUGGGCGGAGAAUAUCCCGAGCAAUGGGAGGACACGCCGGCUCUCGUCAUGGCGGCGUGGCGUCGCUCAGAGCAACAGAAACUCGGGGCGGAGCCCAGCAGGGCGGAGACGCACCCACCUUUCAGGAGUAAAAAUAAUGAUACGCAGACAUCAGAAAACCUGCUGCUGGACCUGCACAGGUCUCUGGAGCAGAGGACGAAUGAGAGCAGUAGUAAAGUGAUAGAGCUGGAGCGAACGGUCAACGAGACCUCCUGAGGUUCAUGUCACCCCAACCCUACCUUCCCUAAACCCUGUGAUGACCUUUGACCUCCCCUCUCCCUCCCUUCUCCUCUCUAGAGCAUGGUUCAGUGUCCUGGAGCAAACCUCAUACUUCCCACUGCUGAUUGUUUUAGGUCAUUUUCUUUCUUCCAUCUUUGCCUAAUCAGAUACACUGUAAUAAUAAGAAUUAAUAAUAAGAUAACGGGGCACUGGUUGCCUUCAUUUCUGAAGUAAAGUUGCACUGAAUAGUUUUCUACAAAUUAAACAUUUUAGUUAUCUGUUGUCUUAAUUGACCCACCAUCAAAUCGAUCUAGUGAAUAAUAUAACGUGGCAUUUAUUCCAGUGGAAAGUAUAUUAAAAUAUGACAUGUGAGGCUUUUUACAGGACACUGACAAGAAACUCUAUAUUUAUAGAACUUUUUGUUUGUUUUUCAAAAAUUAUUGCUCUUUGUAGUUGUAUUUCUUUUAAUAUUAAAUGUUUUUAUUCCAUUCCAGUAAUGCAUACAUCCCAUUUUGAUACUUGUUUGUGUUCAUACUGUAUUUUGCGUUUUUUUUAUUUUAUUUUAUUGUUACCCUUUUUAUAUAUUGUUAAUAUUUUCUUCAUCUGCCUCGAUGUUUCAUGCAUCGAGGGCUUAGCUCGGGGUUCCUGCGCUUGUUUGGAAAAUCUGAGAAAAAAAAGAAUAUUUCCAUGAAAAACAAAUAUUUGUAGAUGUUUAAAAGUUCAUAGAUUGGCCGCAAAAGAAUGAGAAAAAAAUUAGUCUCGACAGUCUUGAUGCAAAUAAUGCAGGACCAUUGUUUUCAUGUAGCUGAAGAGCGAAUAUCAUUUCACACAGGACACUUUAUAUAUAUAUUAUUUAUAUAUAUAUAUAUAUAUAUAUAUAUAUAUAUUAUAGAUGUUCUGACCAAUCUCCAGCUGCAGCUACACUAAAAAAAGCCUGUAAAUACUGACUGAAAUACUCAAAAAUGAGUGUCUGCAAAAAGCAAAGUGUGGAUUUUCAUAUUUGAAACAUUCAUAUUUGACAUGCGGGGACCCUGUUAGCUACGCUUCAGACGUUUUUGACUUAGUUCUGUCUGCAUGAUGGUCACUGUGUGCAAGUCAGGAGUCAAUAUUUAAGACUUGGUGUCUUCUGCAGAAACGAUUUUAGUUAGUUUUAUUCACCAAAAGCAUCUUAAUUGGCUACAUUUAUGAGGUUGCUCUUAUCAGUUUGGUGCACACAGUUGCGCACCAAACUACACCACAAAAUGACUAUUAUGCAUCCCAUAAUGUUGCCUUUAUUUAAAGAAAUAUGCUUAUUUGCCUUCUUGCCUAGAUGUAUGCUAAAUAUGAAGUCACAGGCAGCAGG
This is a messenger RNA of Thunnus maccoyii (southern bluefin tuna), 3564 nucleotides long. It is a transcript of the gene creb3l2, whose product is annotated as cAMP responsive element binding protein 3-like 2. The record is from RefSeq and is a predicted model, not a curated record. Gene Ontology annotation, biological process: regulation of transcription by RNA polymerase II. The transcript is spliced from 12 exons. Gene Ontology annotation, molecular function: cAMP response element binding; DNA-binding transcription factor activity, RNA polymerase II-specific. NCBI's taxonomy places the organism in Eukaryota, Metazoa, Chordata, Actinopteri, Scombriformes, Scombridae. Bases 564 to 2219 code for a protein of 551 amino acids.